ACAUAUUGUGUACUUGUGUAGAUAUUACCUACUUGCAGGAACUUCCAGUUCUACAACCUUUUCCAUUCCGUUUAAAACAUUUUUUAUUAUAUUGUUACAAGUUGUGUGGGACAUACAACUUAAAAAUGUUCUCUAAUCGUAUAACAAAAAUUAUGCGAUUUGCUGUACAGCAGCAACAGCAACAACAACAACAACGUAAUAUGGCAACUCUUAAAGCCAUCUCCAUAAGAUUAAAAUCUGUAAAAAAUAUUCAAAAAAUCACACAAUCAAUGAAAAUGGUAUCUGCUGCUAAAUAUAAUAGAGCAGAGAGGGACUUAAGACAAGCUAGACCUCUUGGUGUUGGUACAAAGACAUUUUAUGAACAAGCUGAGAUUCAGUCACCACCAGAAGAUGAGAAAAAACUUGUAAUAGCAGUAACAAGUGAUCGUGGAUUGUGUGGUGCUGUACACACUGGAGUUUCUCGUAAUAUUAGAGAUACUCUUUUAGCAGAUCCUAAAGAAUGUAAAAAUACAAAGAUCAUAUGUAUUGGUGAGAAAUCACGAGCAAUUUUAUCACGUUUAUUUGCUAAUAAUAUACUAUUUGUUGCAUCUGAAGUUGGUCGUAAACCACCCACAUUUAACGAUGCUGCUAAAGUGGCAAUUGAAAUCAUGAACAGCGGGUACAGUUUUGGUUCGGGCCGUAUUGUAUACAAUCGAUUUAAAUCUGUGGUAUCAUAUGCUGUUGAUCAGUUGCCUCUUUUUGAUAAAAAUGCAGUAGUUAAUGCACCAAAAUUGUCUAUAUAUGACUCCUUAGAUGAAAAUGUAAUUCAAAGUUAUUUAGAAUUUUCUUUAGCUUCUUUAUUAUUUUAUUCUAUGAAAGAAGGUGCCUGUAGUGAACAAUCAAGUCGUAUGACUGCCAUGGAUAAUGCUAGCAAAAAUGCAGGAGAGAUGAUAGAUAAAUUAACUUUGACAUUUAAUCGUACUCGACAAGCUGUAAUUACUAGAGAAUUGAUUGAAAUUAUUUCUGGUGCUGCUGCUUUAGACUAAAAAGAUAUACAACAUAUAUUAAAACAUUAAUACAUCAUAGUGUUGGAAAGUAGAUCAUAAAAACAUUGUCAAUUAAAAACUGACUAUCUUGUUUUCUGUAAAGAAAAUUUCAGCUCAAUUUUCCGACGUUAUUACGAGUAAUAAAGUAUUUGAAAAUACAACACUAUUUAUGAACCCAU
Messenger RNA from Eufriesea mexicana, 1204 nucleotides. RefSeq names its product ATP synthase, gamma subunit (gene ATPsyngamma). Gene Ontology annotation, molecular function: proton-transporting ATP synthase activity, rotational mechanism. The record is from RefSeq and is a predicted model, not a curated record. The transcript is spliced from 3 exons. NCBI's taxonomy places the organism in Eukaryota, Metazoa, Arthropoda, Insecta, Hymenoptera, Apidae. The coding region runs from base 126 to 1025 and encodes 299 amino acids. Gene Ontology annotation, biological process: proton motive force-driven ATP synthesis.